CCGCGUCUGUUUGCUCUCGUCUAGGGCUUAUCAUGGAGCUGUUUUAUAGCUCCAUGGGCUUAUACUGUCGAGGCCAUCGUUAGACGUAACGAGCUGCGCUGACCAUCAGUUCGAUAGCCGUAGUCGUUUUGGUUAUGGAAAGAAAAUUGUUGAGCUCAAUUUGUACCUGGUACCCUUAUCUUGUACCUUGUAGAUCAAACUCCCGAACGGUCCACCAGGGACUAAACUGGAGUAAACCAGAGUCGGUAUAGAUCAGAGAUAGAUCUGUCUGCCAACAUGGCGAUCGCGGAAAAAGUCAUCUCCGUUUUGACAAACGCCAACUACAUUUCUACCGUGCCUUUCCUCCUGUGUGCGGUCGUGACUUUCUUGGUCACGACGCUGAUAUGGCGGCGACUGACGUACUGGAGCAAAUACACCUGGCCGCCCGGGCCUCGGGGCUGGCCCUUGAUCGGUAAUUCACUGCUGAUCGCUCCACACUCUGGACAGACCAAUGCAGAUUUCACCCGGAUUGGAAAGCAGUACCAUCCGGACAUGUUCACGCUGACUUUGUACUUGGGAAAGCGCAUGCUCAUAUUAAACAGCUUUGAGUCCAUUAAAGACGCCUUCGUGAAGCAUUCAGCAUUGAUUUCUGACCGUCCUAGUGUGUGGCCAUUUACGUAUGUCAACGAAAAUCAACGGAAUGUUGGUGUCUUCUUAGAGGCUUUCACCCAAAGUUGGAAGAGAGAAAAGAAGUACAUGAUGCGAACCGUUCGUCAGUUUGGAUACGGUACCUCCGGCUCGGAAAGCAUCAUCCUCCAAGAAGCUAAUCACCUGGCCGAGCUGAUCAAGAAGAGAGGCGGGGAGCCGUUUGACCUCUGCCUCCCUGUCAGCCUCUGCCUCCUCAACGUGACCUUCUCCAUGAUCAUUGGUACCACCUACGAGGAAGAUGACAAGGAGUUCUCCAAACUCUUGAACUAUUUCCUACAAUGGUAUUUCGAAGUCUUCAAAUUGUACGACGUAGAGCCGCUGUUGCCCUUUUAUCACAAGUUCGGCCUCAGCGCUCAAUUGAACAAGGGAAAGAUGAUGACACGGGAAAUGUUGACGUUCUUACAGAAGCACAUUGACUAUCACAAGGCUACCCUGGACCCAGGCCAUCCUCGCGACAUGGUGGACGCGUGUCUGAUCGAGAUGGCUAAAGGUGACCCCAACAGUGACCUGAGAGAGUUCACGGACGAGAAGUUCUUGUGGAUGCUGUUCUUCUUCAUCCCGGACCAGGGAGACACGGCCUCGGGUCUAUUCCUCUUCCUGAUGCUGGUCACUGCCCUGCAUCCUGAUGUACAACAGCGCGUCUUCCAGGAGAUCCAAGACGUCAUCGGGGAUCAGCCGCCUUCGCUAAAGGAUAAAGAGAAGAUGCCGUACACGGAGGCUGUUAUCCUGGAGACCCUUCGCAUGGAUACCACCUUCCCGCUUCUUAUCCAGCACGUCACCGCAGACGAUGUUGAGAUUUUCGGCUACAAGAUUCCCAAAGAUACCACGGUCGUCCCGAACAUCUACGCGGUCCACUUUGAUCCGGAGCUGUGGGGUGAUCCGGAAAACUUCCGACCUGAGAGGUUUAUCGACGAACAAGGCCGCAUCAAUCGACCAGAUCACUUCAUUCCCUACUCAACCGGACGAAGGGUGUGCGUCGGGCAGCAACUUUCCCAGAACCAGUUCUUCCUGUUCUACAUCACAUUGAUCCAGAAGUACAAGUUCAAGCUCCCAGAUGGUGACCCCAUACCCAAGUUGGAAUCGCAGUGGUUUUGGGGGGUCAUUCCUCGGGACUUUCGUCUGCAAGCGGAGCCGAGGCAGUAAACGAAACGCAAUGGUCGCAACGCGCUGUACAUGUAUACAUUACCAGGUGGUCCAAAAAACGGAACGACCUAUACUGCCACUAUCAAAUGAGACUCAAACCGCCUUUACCAAUAUUGAAGGAGAAUCCUCUUUUUUAUUAGAAGAAUUACGAUACCAAAAUCUCCCGAUUUGGUCCACUGUAGUUUGUGCUGCAGAGCCGAAGCACACUUCUUUCACGCGGUUAUAAUUACAUAACAAUCCCUCUAUCAAUAACAAUGUACCGUAAGUCGAAUUCCCUGGCGUUGUUUAGUAAUUCAUCGGGACAAAAGUGACCCGGCACCUUGCUUCACAAAAAAAGGCUCUAGAACAAAAACUAUACUGGACUGAAUAUGGCAAUCUUGGUUUUAUUUUGCUUGUAAAAAGAUUAUCCACGCGUUGGUAUAUGUGGGUGGGUUGGUUUUUUUUGGACCACCCUGUAUUAAUUUUACCUUACAUUAGCUAUGGUGUUUUAGCAUGGGGGAAUUGUGGAAUGAGUAAUAUUAAUAGAAUUGUUGCCCUUCAAAAAAAAAGCUCUGAGAAUAAUUAACCGUACUGACUUUCGGGCCCACAGCAAUCCUUUAUUGUAUAAACACAAAACACUAAAGUCCAAUGAUAUUUACCUUCUACAGCUUGGGACCUCCAUGUACCAGCUUCCAACAAUAACCUGCCUAACACUACCUGUUCAAUGUUUUGUAAAAAUCAGGAUGUUCGCCCGUCAUUUUAGUAGGCGUUAUCAUGACAUUCACCAGACCUGGGCUCGUACAACUUUAACUCAAAAAACUGUUAAACCUGAAGGCCCCAAGCUGUGGAAUUCUCUCAAUCCGUCUCUUAAAAAGGUGUCAAAUGUAUCAUUGUUCAAACGCAAUAUAAAACCCAAUUAAUUAACAAAUAUGUGGUAGAAUAAUCUCAUUUUGUAAGACCAAAUAAUUUUAGUUUUAUUUUGUAUUACUAGCUCUGUACCAAUAGUUAUUAUUAUUCUCCAAGACAAAAUUCGUUUUCGGAACUGUUUAGAAAACUGUAAACAUAUAUGAACUUCAUUUGUCAAUACAUGAAUGCACAAUCCACUGAA
This is a messenger RNA of Patiria miniata (bat star), 2917 nucleotides long. Its product is annotated as vitamin D(3) 25-hydroxylase-like. Gene Ontology annotation, cellular component: intracellular membrane-bounded organelle; cytoplasm. The record is from RefSeq and is a predicted model, not a curated record. The transcript has 5 exons. Gene Ontology annotation, biological process: xenobiotic metabolic process. NCBI's taxonomy places the organism in Eukaryota, Metazoa, Echinodermata, Asteroidea, Valvatida, Asterinidae. The coding region runs from base 277 to 1830 and encodes 517 amino acids. Gene Ontology annotation, molecular function: heme binding; iron ion binding; oxidoreductase activity, acting on paired donors, with incorporation or reduction of molecular oxygen, reduced flavin or flavoprotein as one donor, and incorporation of one atom of oxygen.